AGUUAUUGGCUUGAAUGACUUAUUUGUCAAACUGAGUGAACGCGUUAAGUUAAAUUAAUAGAAAUCAAAAGCGUUAUUGCAAAAAUGUUAUUUACCGCCGUGUUCUUGCUUUUGUUCAUAUCUGCGAGCGUUCUUAGUAGCAACAGUAAUACGAACACCGUGAACGGUGAACAAUAUAUCUUCGACUUCACUGGAUCGGACGGCGUGGACGGAUGGCAGGAACAAUCUGAUACCGUGCGCUCUGUGGGAAUGUCCAAAGCAGUUCUAGUCAUGCACCAGAACACUGAUUACAAACGAGCUAUAUUCUUCGCCCUGCUAAAUCCUCAGACAAACGGGGCAGGGUUCGCUGGAGUCAGGGCUUUAAGGAAAUAUGAUUUGACGGAGCACACGAAGUUGCAGUUGCGGUGCCGAGCCCAGGGACAGUUCAACGGCUUCAAAGUCGUCUUACGGCAUAAGGAUUUAAACAACGAGCCAAAUUGUUCCUUUGAGCAAUAUUUUCAAGGUCCAAAGAAUGAAUUUGCUGUCCGUGAUCUGCCCUUUUCAGAAUUUAAAGCAUACUAUCGUGGCAAACGAGUCAGUAACGAGACCCUAGAUAUAUCCCAAAUAACUAGUAUUGGUAUUCAAAUGUAUGGAGGAGUGUACCAGCCCGUUAAACAGAAAGGUCCUGCAACUUUAGAGAUAGAUUGGAUAAAGGCAGUAUAGCAACUUUUAACAAAGAGUUUAAAUGAUGAGCGAUUGUAAUGUAAAUACACUAUUUU
This is a messenger RNA of Cydia strobilella, 758 nucleotides long. RefSeq lists its product as uncharacterized. Gene Ontology annotation, biological process: NADH dehydrogenase complex assembly. NCBI's taxonomy places the organism in Eukaryota, Metazoa, Arthropoda, Insecta, Lepidoptera, Tortricidae. The coding region runs from base 85 to 702 and encodes 205 amino acids. The transcript has 3 exons. The record is from RefSeq and is a predicted model, not a curated record.